Helianthus annuus (common sunflower) is the source of this 2103-nucleotide messenger RNA. Its product is annotated as serine/threonine-protein kinase tricorner. The transcript has 11 exons. Gene Ontology annotation, molecular function: ATP binding; protein serine/threonine kinase activity. The coding region runs from base 303 to 1856 and encodes 517 amino acids. Gene Ontology annotation, biological process: peptidyl-serine phosphorylation; intracellular signal transduction. The record is from RefSeq and is a predicted model, not a curated record. Lineage: Eukaryota; Viridiplantae; Streptophyta; Magnoliopsida; Asterales; Asteraceae.
AAUGAGAUGGCGAUUGCCCUGGCGUCAGCUACAAUCCAUCUCACAAAUCCAGUCCCAAUCGAGUCCACCCUGUAACCAUUGACAGUUCAUACUUCUUCAUACCUUCUUCCACAAACCCUAAUAUUUUAUACCUCUUUUGUCAGUCAGUCAAAUGCCUCGAUUUCAUCACUCCUCCUCUCAUAACUGUCACAAGAUUCCAAUUACAAUUAUACAGAACCUUCCAUUUCAAUCUCACACAUCUUCUUCAUUCUCUGCUUCUAGAUCUGAACUUUAAUUGUGUACAAACAGACCAAAUUGACGUUAUGGACGCUCAAAAGCUGGAAUCAACCGUUACGAGGCCGGAUCAGGCCUUCAAUUUGGAUCCAGAUGUCUCUGUUUCGUCUCCGGUCACUCGCCAGAAAGCUGCCGCUGCUAAGCAGUUGAUUGAGAAUCAUUACAAGAAUUAUCUUCAAGGAUUGCAGGAUCGGAAAGAGAGGAGACGAGCGUUACAGAGGAGGGCGGCUGAGGCGAAAGUUUCGAGUGAGGAAGAGGAGCAGUUGUUGAGGAAUUUGGAGAAGAAAGAGACGGAGUAUAUGAGGUUGCAGAGGCAUAAGAUUGGGAUUGAUGAUUUUGAGCUCUUGACAUUGAUUGGUAAAGGUGCUUUUGGUGAGGUCAGAUUAUGUCGUGCUAAAACGAGUGGAGAAGUAUUUGCAAUGAAAAAGCUGAAGAAAUCUGAUAUGCUUAGUCGUGGGCAGGUUGAACAUGUUCGAUCUGAGAGGAAUUUGCUUGUGGAGGUUGAUAGUCGAUGCAUUGUAAAACUAUUUUAUUCUUUUCAAGAUGCUGAUUAUUUGUACCUUAUAAUGGAAUAUUUACCUGGUGGUGACAUCAUGACGUUGCUAAUGAGAGAAGAUAUUCUUUCUGAGGAUGUUGCUCGAUUUUAUAUGGCUGAAAGUAUCUUGGCCAUUCAUUCUAUUCACCAGCAUAACUACAUACACAGGGACAUUAAACCAGAUAACCUGAUACUGGACCGAAACGGGCAUCUAAAGCUGUCUGAUUUUGGCUUGUGUAAGCCCAUUGAAAGUAAAUUUUCAUCAAUAUUGUUGAACGAGGAAGAUUAUGAAAAUCAGGGGCCCCUAAACGACACUGAUGGGCAGCAAGUUCCUUGGUUGAUGCCAAAAGAAAAAUUGCAACAGUGGAAACGUAAUCGACGUGCUUUGGCGUUUUCUACAGUUGGAACUCUUGAUUAUAUGGCACCUGAAGUGCUGCUGAAAAAAGGAUAUGGAAUGGAGUGUGACUGGUGGUCACUGGGGGCAAUCAUGUAUGAAAUGCUUAUCGGUUAUCCCCCGUUUUGUUCUGAUGAUCCUAGGAUGACGUGUCGCAAGAUCAUAAACUGGAGGACAUGUUUGAAAUUCCCUGAGGAACCAAAAAUUUCAAAUGAGGCUAGGGAUCUCAUCUGUCAUUUGCUAUGCGAUGUGGAAUCAAGGUUGGGUACUGGUGGAGUCGAAGAAAUAAAGGCACACCCAUGGUUUAAAGGGGUGAAGUGGGAUAUGCUGUAUGAAAUGGAAGCUGCGUAUAAACCCGUUGUUACUGGAGAACUUGAUACUCAGAAUUUUGAAAAGUUCCCUGAAGUGGAAGAUCCGCAGUCAGCUGUACCAAGAGUGGGACCCUGGAGAAAGAUGUUAACGUCAAAAGACUCGAAUUUCAUAGGAUAUACCUUUAAGAAAUCGGAUAUGUUAAAAUCAGUUGGAACUUCAGGCAUAGAUAUGAGGGCAAAUGGACCUUCCAAGCCCCCAUCAUUGGUGUCCUUGUUUGGCCAUAUGGAUCUGAAAGCAACUCCAUUACCCGAGGAGGAGCAUGAGCAGGAGCACAAAAGUUGACUUUCGUCCUGGUCAAAUUGUCACAGUCUUUGAAUGCAAGCAUUAAGAUCUCACAUACGCCUGUUUUCACGUCUCAUGAGUGUUUACUGUAAAAAUACAACGAUUUGAGAAGAUCAAUCUUAAUACAAUUUUGAGUUUCAUAAUUAUAGCUUCAAUGAUGUUUUCUUUAGUGGGAUACAGUUUGGAAUGAUCUUGGUUAACACAUGAAUAUAAAUCCCAGUAUAAAUUUGUACCUCUGGUUUUCGCA